Molecule: messenger RNA, 3959 nt
Organism: Leptopilina heterotoma
Lineage: Eukaryota; Metazoa; Arthropoda; Insecta; Hymenoptera; Figitidae
Exons: 5
Coding region: 479-1084 (201 amino acids)
Source: RefSeq, a predicted model, not a curated record
GAUUGGUCAAUCCUAACGGAAAGUACACGUUUGUGGAGCUCUGUAGAAUUUUCCUCACAAAGUCACCACGUGUUCGAUAUAUUAUCGUUUUGCAACGCUUUAUUUUAUAAAAUUUAAUUAGUUUUAAUAUAAUAAAUUAUAUUGUCAAAAUAUUAAAAAAUGGCAGAAAAAAAGGUCGCCAAAUUUUUUGCCAUCAGAAAAAUCUAGUUUAUCGGAGUUAGUUACGAAAUACAAACAAAUUAUUGAAAAUAAAGAAAGCGAUGCCGUGAAUGUUAAAAUAAAAAAUGAUACUUGGAUAAAAAUUGCUCAGGAAUUUAAUAGCAACGGUAGUGGAAUUUACCGUGACGUUCGGAGUCUCAAAAGUUUAUGGGAAAAUUUAAAACGCGGUACUCGCAAACAUUUCGCUUUUUAAAAAAAACAGGUUCAUUUAACAGGAGGUGGCCGUGUUGAAAAUGAUUGUACCGGACCGGAGGCUGCAAUGUAUGAACGCAUCAAACCACUUAUCGAAGCAACGGUAACAAGUUUACCGAAUCCAUUCGAUAGCGACUACAUUGCAGAAGUGGAUGACGUAGAUUAUAUGAACCUGAUAAAUAAAGCAUGCAGAACUGAAAUUUCGAAACAUGAAAAAAGUGCAGAAGAACCUGAAAUGAUUUUCGAAUUCGACAUACCAGGCGCAAGUCAACCAAUUGUCACUGUUGGGGAAAGCAGUGCAAAAAGUUUGCUACCAUCUGAUUCUGCUUGCAGUGUACCUGUAAUUGCAAGUCAGCAGAAUAUAAGUAGAAAGGUCGAAAACAUUAAAAAUCAAUCGCCCUAUUUGAAAUCGCCGUCAACAAAGCAUUCCGCUGCAAAUUCUGUGUUAUAUAAAGGAAUGAAUAGCAACGCAGGGAAAAUUAAAAACACAGAAAGAGCUCAAUCGUUCGUGGAUUUAGCAUCGGCGAAACACGAAUUACUGGUAUUACAGAAGAUGUACUUAAAGGAAAAGAAUCAAUUAGAAAUCGAAUUGUUAAGGUUGCAAUUGGAAAAAGAAAAUUUGCAAAUAGAAGUACUAAAGAAACAAUUACAAGUUGUGCCGGUAAAUUGUUAAAAAUUGUUAAAACUACACAUUAUUUACAAUACUGAGUAAUAUCAUUAUUCUGGAAACUUUAAUUUCAUUAAAAAAUUUUAACAUUUUCAUUAAAAUUAUCCGAUAAAUUUUUAUGAAAAUUUGAAAUUAAAUUUAGAACAUUAUCGUUUCAAGUAAAAUAUUCUGUGAUUCUUCUACGUUAAGAUUGUUAUAGUAUUGAAAUUUUAUAAUGUAAGAAAAAGGAAUAAUUUUUAAAAUAUUUCCUACAAUUUUCAUUAAAUUUAAAAUUUGCCGAUAAAAAUUUCAUGAAAAUUGAAAAGAAAAUUGAUGAUAUCAUUUCAAGCCAAAUAACUUGUGAUUCUUCUACGUUAAGAUAGUUUUAGUAUAGAAAUUUUAUAAUGCAGAAAACAGGAAUAAUUUAAAAUUGAUUUGAUUAAAUAUUCAAAAAAUUUAAUUUAGCCGAUAUAAAUUUUAUUGAAAAUUUCAUCAAAGUUAAUUUAUAAAUUUACAUUGAACUUAUGUUUUUAUUCACAUUAUUUAUAAUUUCUAUUAAGGUCUAUUACUACUUUUUUUUAUUUUCGAUAAGGUGCUUUAAAUUACCUUAACAUUUCAAAGACUUUGACUAAACAUUUGUUUAAUAAAUAUAUGAUUAUCCGUUUUAGCUGGUAAAAGAAGUUAGAGUUCUAUUUUAUUUUUAAAAAAGGUGUGCCAUCAGUAGGGGAAAGGUGUACGAGAUGAUCCCCUGGGGCAAGAUGAUCCUUUUGAAUUUUGGCAAGCCUAUUAGCGCCACCUUUUAGGCAAAUACGGUAAUACGUUGCCAAUGACAUACCUAUGAAUCAGUCAAACUGUCAUGACAACACGCGUCAUUAAAAAAAUUCUAUUGGAAAAAAUAAAAAUUUCAUACUUUUUAUCUAAGGAAAGCUUAACUUUGGGCUUAGAUAACUUUUGUUGUAGUAGCUGAAAUUCCAUGUUUCUUGUACUCACGGCUUCAGUAUCUCUUCAACUAAGUGUUCUAAUUGGUAUUAUGGAAUAACAGAGCUCGUAGGUUAAGCUACGAACAAAUUACAAAAUAGUGGCAUUUGGGGCAAGAUGAUCCCUCAAUGGGUGUACAAGAUGAUCCCCCCUGAUUCCCAUGUAUUUCGUCUCACCUCAAAGUGAAUUUUCUAGUAUUAAUAAAAAAUUCAAUUUUUCUCGCUUCUUAUAUGUUUUUAUUAUGAAAACUAACUUAUCUAAAACAAAAAGUUAACAUCUACAUCUAUUUUAUUAAUUUUCUCGUUGUAGACAAUGCCUCGUAAUUAAAAAAUAGGAAAACGAAUCGUGGUGAGUGGUCAAAAGCGUUUGUGGCCUAAAUAAAGUAUAUUUAACAUUGAUACACUGUUAUUCCUUCAAUUUAUACUUCUUUUCCAAUAAUUGGGGUAAGAUAACCAUACGGAUUAUCUUGCCCAUACCAUGGGGAUCAUCUUGGACACCCCGGUGUCCAAGAUGAUCCUUUUGUAAGGUUUUAGAAAAAUUAAAUAUAAUAGUAAAAUAUUAAUUAGCUGCAAAUAUUCCAAAUCAGAAUAGUUAGAUAGAUUAAUUAUCUAGUAGUGCGUACAAAAAAAAACUCGAAUAUGUUGAUUUUUCUUUGAAUAAUAGGUUUUUUCCCUUAGGGGGAUCAUCUCGUACACCUUUCCCCUAUAUUUGAAAGUUUGUUAGACUGUAUAAUAAAUAAACAGUUAAAAAAGUGCAGGCUAUUGUAUUAUUCCUUUGUAUUUAUCAGCACUGGAAGUCUCUUACAUCUUUAUUCAAGAAGGCUAAAAAAGAAACAGGAUUUUUAUAAGUAUUAAAAAUUCAAAAUUAUUUGCAUACCAUAAUUAAUACAAUUACCUUUGAAAAUAAUUAUUUAUUAACUUUCUUUGAGCUGCUCCAUCUGGCUGAGGUCCAACAUUAACAUUUACAUCUGUCAUUAAAAUAAGAUCAUCCAAAGUUUCCGGAAAAAUUAAAUUUGGAUCGUCAAUUGGAUCUUCUCCACUACGUCGAGCAAUAUUGUGUAGAACUGCCGUUGCAAUAAUAAUAGGAAGAAUAUUUGCGAUUUUAAAUCGCAUUCCCAACGCCAUAAUAGGAAAUCUCCUUUUCCACACACCAAAUGUACGCUCAAUAGAAUUUCGUGUUCUUAUUUGAGAUUCAUUGUAUAAUCUAUCUGCAGGAGAACGGGGUGUCUGUAAUGGUGUUAACAAAUAUGGUUUGCAACCGUAACCACCAUCUCCUAAUAAAACGGCGUUUCCGAAUUCACCUGCUUCUAACUUGGUGUUUAUUUUGGAGUUUGCGAAAAUCGUGCUAUCGUGUACAGAUCCUGGCCAUCGUGCGACAAUAUCAAUUACUUCCAAAUUUGCAUUGGUAAUAGCUUGCACAUUAAGUGAAAAGUAUCCUUUUCUAUUCCUGUACACCUCAGCAUUUUCACCACCUAGGAAAUGUACGUUAAAUUUUGUUAUUAGUAAAUUAAAUUAUUCUUUUUGUACUAAAGUAUAAAUUAUUUGUAGAUUAAAAAUAUACCAAUGGAUUGUAUUUUUACAUGUGUGCAAUCAAUGCAACCCAUAACGCGAGGAAAACGUGCUAUAUUGUAAAAUAGAACUUGAGAUUCGAGUACUUCCUCUUGAGUUGAUGGCAAUUUGAUAUAUCUUGGUCAAAGUCUAGCGAUUGCUGCAGACACCCUGUGUGUAAUUCGGUGUGAACUUGUUUUGCUGACACCAGAAAAAUCUCCUGCAGCCAACAAGUGACAUCCCGUUGCAAACAACCUCAAAGUCAGAAGCAACUGAAUUAUUGGUGGUACUGCUUGAUUUCUACAAUUAAAUAGUUCAUAAUUAUUUUUAAAAAUUUGCUGUAUUAAAGUUGUAAAAUAUAAUAUAUAGUGAAUAAA